Molecule: messenger RNA, 369 nt
Organism: Hansenula ciferrii
Lineage: Eukaryota; Fungi; Ascomycota; Saccharomycetes; Phaffomycetales; Wickerhamomycetaceae
Exons: 1
Coding region: 1-369 (122 amino acids)
Source: RefSeq, a predicted model, not a curated record
AUGACAGAAUAUGCUCCAUUACCUUCAAAUGAACUAAUAUCAUCAGUCCAUACGUUUGACUUCCUUCAAUCUUCAUUAAAAUCACCAAAUUCAAAUGUUAAAUCAAUGUUUAUUUUAUCAUUCAAAUUUAGUUCAAAACAAAUUAUAAAUGGAUGGGAACAACAAGAUUCAAAUGUUACCAAGAUUAAAAUUGAAGAUGGUACAAAAUAUUUGAAAAUUGCUGUGAAUUUAAUUCAAUCAAGUUUAGAUUUAACUAAUGAACUUGAAUUAAUUAGAUUAAGAUUUGAAUUAACAAAAGAAUUAUUUAUUUUACCUGAUUUGGAGAAGGAUAUUGGUAUUUUAGUUAUUUUAGAUAAACAAGAUUCAUAA